Molecule: messenger RNA, 2975 nt
Organism: Drosophila rhopaloa
Lineage: Eukaryota; Metazoa; Arthropoda; Insecta; Diptera; Drosophilidae
Gene: rst
Product: irregular chiasm C-roughest protein
Exons: 8
Coding region: 535-2883 (782 amino acids)
Biological process (GO): cell-cell adhesion
Cellular component (GO): cell-cell junction
Molecular function (GO): cell adhesion molecule binding
Source: RefSeq, a predicted model, not a curated record
CGUUCCGUUCGCUCGCCCCGUUCGCUUCGUAGCGGCGGAAACUCCGAAACUCCGACACUCAGUAUCUCACAGAUACUUUCUCGAGACCCGAAGACGAGAAUUCGAAUUCGCCCGAGGAAAAACCCCAGACUCUCAAUAAAACAUAAACAAACCCGAAAUCUAUUCAAAAACUAUUUUUUUUUUUUGGUGCAAAACGCAAGCCAAAAAAGUAUACUUUGGUGUGGAUUACCAGUGGAAAAGUGAGUGCUAAAAAUGGAUUAAACAAGGCUAUUAAAUAUAAAUAAAAACAAGGCCCAAAUAAAACCAAACAAGCUAGAAAUUGUCACACAACGAUUAUGGAUUAGUGCCUGUGAAAAUUCGGAAGCAGAUAAAAAUAUAUACACUGCAAAUAGGACUAAGGAGCCCGAGCAAAAUAUACAAAAAAGUAUCUGAGAGCCCGAAGACAAACAGCAAAGAAAGGAGGGCAGAAAAGAAAAGUGUGAAAGUGACACUCGAGACUUGUGUUCUCUUUCAUUAAAAAGGUGUUUAAGCAACAUGCUGGACUCGAUGCAGCUGCUCCUGCUGGCCACCUUGGUGGGGAUGGGGAUGGUGAGGAGCUCCCCGUUCACGAGCUACCAGAACCAGCGGUUCGCGCUGGAGCCGCAGGACCAGACGGCGGUGGUGGGGGCCAGGGUGACGCUGCCCUGCCGCGUGAUCAACAAACAGGGAACGUUGCAGUGGACCAAGGACGACUUCGGACUGGGCACCUCCCGCGACCUCAGUGGCUUCGAGCGGUACGCGAUGGUGGGCAGCGACGAGGAGGGCGACUACUCGCUGGACAUCUAUCCGGUGAUGCUCGACGACGAUGCGCGGUACCAGUGCCAAGUGAGUCCCGGCCCCGAGGCACAGCCCUCCAUCCGGUCCACCUUCGCCGGACUCACCGUCCUCGUGCCGCCCGAGUCGCCCAAAAUCACGCAGGGCGACGUCAUCUUCGCCACCGAGGAUCGCAAGGUGGAGAUCGAGUGCGUUUCGGUGGGCGGAAAGCCAGCUGCCGAGAUUACCUGGAUUGAUGGCCUGGGCAACGUACUCACGGAUAACAUCGAGUACACGGUGAUACCGCUGCCCGAUCUGCGCCGCUUUACGGCCAAGUCCGUCCUGCGGCUGACCCCCAAAAAGGAGCACCACAACACGAACUUCACCUGCCAGGCGCAGAAUACGGCGGACCGCACCUAUCGCUCGGCGAAAAUACGUGUCGAGGUUAAAUACGCGCCCAAGGUGAAGGUGAAUGUGAUGGGAUCGCUGCCCGGUGGUGCAUCUGCAUCUGCCGGUGGUGCAGGUGGUGCAGGUGGGGCAAGUGGUGUCCAUUUCGCCGGUGCCCGGAUUGUGGAGCACUCGCAGGUGCGGCUGGAGUGCCGGGCAGAUGCGAAUCCCAGCGAUGUCCGGUACCGCUGGUUCAUAAACGACGAACCGAUCAUUGGCGGCCAGAAGACAGAGAUGGUGAUACGCAAUGUGACGCGCAAGUUCCACGACGCGAUUGUCAAGUGCGAGGUGCAGAAUUCCGUGGGCAAGAGCGAGGACAGCGAAACCCUUGACAUAAGCUAUGCGCCCAGCUUCCGGCAGCGACCGCAGUCGAUGGAGGCGGACGUGGGCAGUGUGGUGUCCCUCGGCUGCGAGGUGGACAGCAAUCCGCAGCCGGAGAUCGUGUGGAUCCAGCACCCCAGCGACCGCGUGGUGGGCACCAGCACGAACCUGACCUUCAGCGUGAGCAACGAGACGGCCGGGCGGUACUACUGCAAGGCGAAUGUGCCCGGCUACGCCGAGAUCUCGGCGGACGCCUAUGUCUACCUGAAGGGCUCGCCGGCGAUCGGAUCCCAGAGGACGCAGUACGGCCUGGUGGGCGACACCGCCCGCAUCGAGUGCUUCGCCAGCAGCGUGCCCCGCGCCCGCCACGUCUCCUGGACCUUCAAUGGCCAGGAGAUCAGCUCCGAGUCCGGCCACGACUACUCCAUCCUGGUGGACGCGGUGCCCGGCGGCGUCAAGAGCACCCUCAUCAUCAGGGACAGCCAGGCGUACCACUACGGCAAGUACAACUGCACGGUCGUCAACGAUUACGGCAACGACGUGGCCGAGAUUCAGCUGCAGGCCAAAAAGAGUGUUUCCCUGCUGAUGACCAUUGUGGGUGGCAUUUCGGUGGUGGCCUUCCUGCUGGUGCUCACCAUCCUGGUGGUGGUCUACAUCAAGUGCAAGAAGCGCACCAAGCUGCCGCCGGCGGACGUGAUCAGCGAACAUCAGAUCACGAAGAACGGUGGGGUGAGCUGCAAACUGGAACCGGGCGACCGUACGUCGAACUACAGCGAUCUGAAGGUGGACAUAUCGGGGGGCUAUGUGCCCUACGGCGACUACAGUACGCACUACAGCCCGCCGCCGCAGUACCUGACCACCUGCUCCACGAAGUCGAACGGCAGCUCCACCAUUCUGCAGAACAACCACCAGAACCAGCUGCAGCUGCAGCAGCAGCAGCAGGUCCACCAGGACAGGCACCCGGACAGGCACCACCACCAGCCCCACCACCACCAGGCCGCCAAUCCACAGACCCUGCCGAUGACCUUCCUCACGAACAGCAGCGGUGGCAGUCUGACCGGGAGCAUCAUCGGAUCGCGCGAAAUCCGGCAGGAGAACGGGCUGCCCAGCCUGCAGUCGACCACCGCCUCGGUGGUCAGCUCGUCGCCGAACGGGAGUUGCAGCAAUCAGAGCACCACCGCGGCCACCACCACCACCACCACCCAUGUGGUGGUGCCCGGCUCGAUGGCCUUGAGUGUGGAUCCGCGCUACAGCGCCAUCUAUGGCAAUCCCUAUCUGAGGUCCUCCAACUCAUCGCUGCUGCCACCACCCACCGCCGUUUAGGCGACUGCGGUUGCACCACCGUCGUCACCAGGAACCACCAACAACGAUGUGACCCACUGAGCCACGCUAAGACUGAUCUCAAAUGGAAAACG